This is a messenger RNA of Suillus subaureus, 1332 nucleotides long. RefSeq lists its product as uncharacterized. The record is from RefSeq and is a predicted model, not a curated record. The transcript has a single exon. Bases 208 to 1056 code for a protein of 282 amino acids. Lineage: Eukaryota; Fungi; Basidiomycota; Agaricomycetes; Boletales; Suillaceae.
AGCCGUAACCUCUUCGCUGUCGAACCUGGCAAAAGUUGUGCGGAUCCACUUUCUUUCCCUGUAUCGCAAGUUGCUACCAGGCUUUUUGCGAGCGAGAUCACCUCCGUGGACUCCGCAGGUGCCAAGGAGACCGCCGACACCCUCCUUAACUCAGAGGACACGAAAGAAGCAGGCGAGAUCUUCUAUCGUCAGGCUGUCGUAGCACUGAUGUCCAGAUUCGGAGGGAUCUUCACGCUCGGACGUCCUGAUUUGCGGGGCCAUUACCAUCUGGCACGCGAAGAACUUGUGCUGCGGAACAAAACGCAUAUGACAUACGAGGGGCGGCGGGCCGUGCUUCCGAGCUUUGUAUACUCUACCCGACGCGAACUUGCGAUAUUGGCCGAGAACUGCCCACAACUUCUCCUCACCCCACAGCAUGCACUCGUGCAUCCAGGCAUUGAUGCAAUCAUGUUCGAUGACAGCAGUAUGACAGUAUGGCUCGUGCAGGUUACGCCCGGUUCCCCACGCCCAGUUUCCCCUGAGGGUCUUCUCUUCCUGCUGGAAGUUGUGCGGGAAAGCCCUUACGAACCGUCCCCCACACAUCCCUGGCAAUUUGUCCAAGCCAUACGGGGGCAGCCUACCAACAUUUUCUUCCACCUCAGCGGGAAGGAAAGAACACAGCGCUUUUCCAUGAGUUUCUGGAUGCCACGCAUCAAGCCAUACAUGAUGCUGCUGCGCAGCACGAAGACGGACGUCUACUCUUCGGGGAACCCAUACGAGCAAUGGGGUUUGCCUUAUAAAGUUUCCCAGAAAAGCUCGCCCAGACUUCCGCAGCGCCUUGCGAAUUCGAUGGCGCACCUCGUCCCAAGGCGUCGGCGCACAACUGAACCCAGCGCUGCUCAGGUCAAUUUGACUUCGGAAAUUAACGAUGCGAUUAUACGGGGGUCGGGGGUGCCAGGAGCUCAGUUACUUGGAGAGAUUGAGAGGGAGCAAGAUCCAGGCCCGGUCAACCACUAUGUGCGGGAUGAUGAACAGACUAGUAGUUGGGGGAAGCGAUUGGCAGAGGUGUGUCGAUGAGAGUGAGAGUUCUUAUUUAUAGUAGUACAAGUACCCGUGGCUGAUGCUACAAUAUCCAUCGUCUGAUUUCACCAGCCGCGCCAGUCAGAUAUUUUUUAUGCGUGGUACGCGUCGUAUGGAUUUAGUGAGAUUGCGAAUCCAUUGGAACGACACGUGCUGGAUAUACACUACGAGUACUGUGCGCGUAUCUAGGCCCGUAAGAUUAGAAAACCCUGGACAAAAUGAAAUGACCAAAGUGACUUCGUGCAACUUGAUCGGUCAAUGACCGAUCAUCGA